ACUGCCAGUAACUUCUCCGUCAGUCAGGAUGGAACGCCUGGAGCAUAAGCAAAAUAUACAGAUCGAAGAAGCCCAGUUUAAAACAGGCACGCGGAAAUUAGGUGGUGUGAUCACGGAUAUGAUCCUGUGCUUCUCCUUCCCCACCAACGUCACCUCGGUGCUAGGAGAAGGAAACACGAACCUUUUGUUCUGUCUCAGUGGAGUUCGCUUCCUCUCCAUCUCCUGGAUUGUCAUGGGCAACUGCCUCAGCUUCAUCCAUAAAGCUCCUGACAGUGUUGAAAACAGUGUAACUGGUGUGGAAUUAGCACAGAGUUUCUGGUUUCAAGCCAUUAUCAACUGUACCUUCGCUGCCGACACUUUCUUUAUACUCAGCGGCACAUUGCUGUCCUACACCUUCCUAAGGGGAAUUGAAAGGAAGACUGCUGCAGGAAAGAAAUUCACCGUCACACCAAAGUUCAUCUUUCUCUUCUAUCUUCAUCGUAUUAUCAGAAUAUGGCCGUGUUACCUGGUUGUAGUGAUGAUCUUCACCAACAUACUGCCCUACAUGGGGGACGGACCUCGCUGGAAGUAUGUCACUACCGCCAUCAACCAGUGCAAGGACCACUGGUGGGCUAACGUCUUCUUCUUCAGCAACUUCUACAAGGCAGAUGAAAUGUGUAUGACCUGGACAUACUACUUGGUCAACGACUUCCAGUUCUAUCUCAUCUCCCCAUUCAUACUGAUACCUCUUGUCAGAUUACCUCCCCUUGGUUUCACCCUUCUCGGUCUCCUCGUUGUCACUCAGGUUGUAUCUGUUGGAAUUCUGAAUAACAAGAUCAACGGAAACAUGCUAAGGAUGGACCAUGGCUACUUCUCCGACGUUUACGUCAAGCCCUACUGCCGGGUGGGAGUAUUUGCCAUUGGGAUGAUGCUGGGGUAUAUCUUAAACAAUUUUGGAAGACGGAUGUACCUUAGAAAGAUGCCACUUCUACUUGGGUGGUUGACGUCGAUGUGCAUGAUGACCUUCGUGGUGUAUGUGACGUACCUGGAAAACCGAGCAGGGGGUAGUGAGUGGACUGCCAGACAGACAGCCCUGUACGAGGCACUAGCCCGCCCUGCAUGGGGUCUUGCUGUCGCCUGGGUAAUAUUUGCCUGUAGCAUUGGACAAGGAGGGUAUAUCAAUACGUUCCUGUCUUGGAACUUCUUUCUUCCCCUGUGUCGGAUCACUUAUGGAAUUUAUCUUCUCCAUCCUCUUGUCAUCGUGGUGGUGCUUGGUGCAACCCGUAACCUUCUGUUUCUCUCAUCCCUGAAUUUGUGGCUGUUCUAUGUGCCCAUCCUGGUGACGGCAACAGCAGUGGCCUUGAUCCUCAUGUCGUGUGUUGAACAACCUUUCAUUAGACUAGAAAACCGUAUACGGACAAUUGUUUAACUAUGUCCAUCAAUGUCUGGUCACUAACAGUUCUCUUUGUUCACUCGUAUUUAAAACAAAUAAUGCUUUCAAUCUCCAAAUAUGUACUUCCUACAUUAAUAAAUAAAAUUAGA
Molecule: messenger RNA, 1521 nt
Organism: Haliotis rubra (blacklip abalone)
Lineage: Eukaryota; Metazoa; Mollusca; Gastropoda; Lepetellida; Haliotidae
Product: nose resistant to fluoxetine protein 6-like
Exons: 11
Coding region: 29-1408 (459 amino acids)
Molecular function (GO): acyltransferase activity, transferring groups other than amino-acyl groups
Source: RefSeq, a predicted model, not a curated record